AUGGCUUUCUCCACAAGCCUUAACUGCAUGAAGCUGGAAUUCCAUGCAUAUUGCAGGAUGUCCUCCUCUUCUUCGUACUCGGGUAGCAGCGCAGUGUACAGCGAUUCAUCUCGUGCCAGCACACCAGAACAAGCAGCCGUCCCACCUCCAGCAAACGUGGCGGCCCCAGCACCAGCCGAAGAAGCUCCUGCUGCUGCAGAAGCAGCUCCCGAUCCUGUCGCACACGUUGAAGAAGAGCACAAUUCAGAUGGGGACGAUGAUCCAUUCGCGUAUUCCUCACAUAAUGAAGACAUGGCGACCGACAGCACACAAGAUUCUUCGGAUGAUGACGUCACAGACUCGACGAGCGCUAGCGAGGAUGCGGACGAGAAAAACAGACCAAAUCCCGCUCCAAUUCCUUCAUCACAAGAAAUGGGAAAACUUAUAGUGGAUUAUUUGAUAUCAGAAGGAUAUAGAGAGGCGGCAGAAUUGUUGUGUCAGGAGUCUGGCCUGGAAUUGCCGAAGGACGAUAUUAAAAAUUUGGAUGCGCGCAUGAACAUUAGGUGUGCAAUUAUUGAGGGGAGAUUGGAAGAUGCACUGCGACUGGUAAAAGAGCUAUGUCCAAAUCUUCUGGAUGAGAACCGAGAGGUCCGUUUUCACCUUAUGCAGCAAAAUAUUAUAGAAAUGAUUAGGAGAGGAGAAAUGGAGAAAUCUCUGGAUUAUGCCCAGGAAAAUCUGUCGAAUGACCCAACCCUAACGGAUUCUCAGCUGGAUAGGCUGGAGAAGACUUUUGCGCUUUUGGCAUUUGAGAAACCUGCAGAGAGUCCAUUUGGAAAGCUACUGGAUCAAUCUCAAAGACAGAUGGUAUCAACUGAAGUUAAUGGAGCCGUUCUUCGAGCACUGAAUCGUCCGGCUGCUCCUCGUCUCGAGGCGCUGCUGCGAAUGAUCGUAUGGGCUCAGAAACAGCUGGUAACAGACCGUGAAGAGGAUAGAUCGACCGCGCCACCAUAUCCUGGAGCUGGCCGAUUUAGUGGAGCGAGCACUAGUGCAAGUACCGAUACUAAUGCAAUCGCUCGAGCACUCUUUGGAGGAACAUCUUGCUGA
Molecule: messenger RNA, 1083 nt
Organism: Necator americanus (New World hookworm)
Lineage: Eukaryota; Metazoa; Nematoda; Chromadorea; Rhabditida; Ancylostomatidae
Exons: 8
Coding region: 1-1083 (360 amino acids)
Biological process (GO): proteasome-mediated ubiquitin-dependent protein catabolic process
Cellular component (GO): cytoplasm; nucleus
Molecular function (GO): protein binding
Source: RefSeq, a predicted model, not a curated record